AUGAUCGUUGCAGCAGGAGGAUCUGGUUCCAUUUUUUUAUAUGAUGGGGCUCCAGGAGGUGGGAAUAACACAUAUUUUUGGAAAGAGCCAAAUAAAAACGUGUUUGAGGAAAGAUCAGAUCCUUCAUACUUAACAGAAACCAAUCAUGGUGGUAAUGCAGUGAAUGGAUCUGGAGGUGGUGCUGGAUAUAGAGGUGGGAAAGGUGGUGAAAAUAGUGAUAAUAUCACAUCAAUUGGAAUCAGCGGGACAUCAUUUAUAUCUCCAUCUAGUUCUUUCACUUUUACAGAGAUUAUAAAUGGGAAGAACAAGCCAAAUUAUGGAGAUGGAUAUGUCAAAAUAACUUAUGAUUACUUGUGUAUAUCUAAUUGCAUAGAUUGUGAUAAUGGAUCAUCUUGUAACAAAUGUGAUUCUUCGCAUGUUAAAUACAAGAAUAAAUGCGAAUAUCAAUCAUGUCCAAAUUCUACUUUUCAAGUUGGAACCGAGUGUUUUGAUUGUCGGUCAAACUGUGAAAAAUGUCGUAAUAGCACAACAUGCACUAGAUGUGAGCAAGGCUUCUUCAUGAAAGGGAAUGAAUGCCAUGAGUGUAGUGAGAACUGUUUGAACUGUACUUCGAAGUACAAAUGCACUGCAUGUCGAUCUACUAGUUUUAGAAUUAACAAAAAAGGAAACUGUACAUUAAUCAAUACAGCUUCAUAUAAAGACUUCUUUGAUGUCCAGACGUUUUCAAGAAGGAUUCAAAAGAACAGAAGAAUUUGA
Messenger RNA from Trichomonas vaginalis G3, 756 nucleotides. RefSeq names its product epidermal growth factor-like domain-containing protein. Bases 1 to 756 code for a protein of 251 amino acids. Lineage: Eukaryota; Parabasalia; Trichomonadida; Trichomonadidae. The transcript has a single exon. The record is from RefSeq and is a predicted model, not a curated record.